GGGGGCGAGGCCCCGAGCCGGCCUCGGAGCGAACCGAGUCCCGCGAAGUGGCUGCGCAAGGAGCGAACUCUUAGCAGGACGGAGGGGCUGAAAGUGGCCAGAACGCCUUGGGAGGACUCAAGACACUGGCGGCUAGGGCCGAGCCGAGGUGUCUGUCUGCUGCCGGCCUGGGGGACAGCGGGCCCCACGGAAAAGUGGGAACAGAAGUUUGGAGGUGAGCGUUGGGAGGACAACUCACGGCUUUUACACAGGCUUGGGUCUUUCUUCGGUUCUUUUGGGGAAGACCGGGGCAAGUGCCCCGUCAGCGUUACGGGACCAGCCAAGGCUACUGUCCCUUAAGACUGCCGGAGUCCUCAGUACCUGUCCAGGGCUCCAGGACAGGCCGUGGUCAUGGUGAAUGAAGAGCCCAGCCUGGAGGAGCGCGAUGGCACCCCUGAGCCGGAGUCCGCACUCCAGACGGACCCCAGCAUCUCCGCCCACCCCAGCGUCUCCAUCCACCCCAGCGUCUCUGGGCACCCCAGCAGUUCGGCCCACCCCAGUACUGUGGCCCAACCCAGUGGCUUGGCCCACCCCAGCGUACCGGGCACGGAGGACCUCAGUGUGAUCAAGGUGAGCAAGCGCCGUUGGGCGGUGGUCCUGCUGUUCAGCUGCUACUCCAUGUGCAAUGCCUUCCAGUGGAUCCAGUAUGGCUCCAUCAAUAACAUCUUCAUGAACUUCUACGGGGUCAGUGCCUUUGCCAUCGACUGGCUGUCCAUGUGCUACAUGCUGACGUACAUCCCUCUACUCCUGCCAGUGGCCUGGUUGCUGGAAAAAUUUGGCCUGCGCACCAUCGCCCUCACGGGCUCGGCUCUCAACUGCCUGGGGGCCUGGGUGAAGUUGGGCAGCCUGAAGCCACAUCUCUUCCCUGUCACCAUCCUGGGCCAGGUCAUCUGUUCUGUGGCCCAGGUCUUCAUCCUGGGCAUGCCCUCCCGCAUCGCUUCUGUCUGGUUCGGGGCUAAUGAGGUUUCAACGGCCUGCUCCAUAGCUGUCUUUGGCAAUCAGCUUGGAAUUGCGAUUGGGUUCUUGGUCCCUCCUGUUUUGGUACCCAAUGUCAAAGACCAGGACGAGCUUGCCUACCACAUCAGCAUCAUGUUCUACAUCAUAGGAGGUGUGGCCACUCUGCUUUUCAUCCUUGUCAUCUUCGUAUUCAAGGAGAAGCCUAAACAUCCUCCCAGCAGGGCCCAAUCCCUGAGCUAUGCCUUGGCAUCCCCUGAUGCUUCGUACUUAAGUUCCAUCGUCCGGCUCUUCAAAAACCUCAACUUCGUGCUGCUUGUCAUCACCUAUGGUCUGAAUACUGGUGCUUUUUAUGCCGUAUCCACUCUGCUGAAUCGUAUGGUGAUCUUACACUACCCGGGGGAAGAAGUGAAUGCUGGAAGAAUCGGCUUGACCAUUGUCAUUUCGGGAAUGCUUGGGGCUAUGAUCUCAGGCAUCUGGCUGGAUAGGUCCAAAACCUACAAGCAGACAACCCUGGUGGUCUAUAUCAUGACUCUGGUGGGCAUGGUGGUGUACACAUUGACCUUGAGCCUGGGACACCUGUGGGUAGUGUUCAUCACAGCUGGCAUGUUGGGCUUCUUUAUGACCGGCUAUCUCCCGCUGGGGUUUGAGUUUGCUGUGGAGCUGACAUACCCAGAAUCAGAAGGCAUGUCAUCUGGCCUCCUCAACGUGGCUGCCCAGGUAUUUGGGAUCAUCUUCACCGUCUCCCAGGGCCAGAUUAUCGACAACUAUGGAACCAUGCCUGGGAACAUCUUUCUGUGUGUGUUUCUUACCCUCGGAGCAGGCCUCACUGCAUUCAUCAAGGCAGAUCUCCGGAGGCAGAAAGCAAACAAGGAAACUCCUGAGAAUAAACUCCAGGAGGAGGAGGAGGAGAGCAAUACCAGCAGAGCACCCACUGCCAUAUCUGAGGAGCAUCUCUGAGAGAAGAAGGCGGUUGCGACUCAGGGAACACAGAGACUACCCACCUCUUCAGUCAGCAGAGUCCUCACUGCCAGCACAAAGGUUUUCGCUAGAGCAGCUUUUGGAGGGAACCGGCUGGAACGUUUGUGGCUUUGAGAGCAGUGCCUGUGCCUCCUGGAACCAACUCAAGAGCCUGCAUGGUCUCACUGGGGAAAGUCGCACCUUUCACCAGAGGCACAUCCUGCCCCCUCCUCUUGGGAUUCUGGGAGCUGGUGUUGGGAGAGGCUAGUGAGUAGGGGCGCCUGGCCUUCCCUCUUCACCUCCAUCCCUCAUGGAGAAAGCCUGCAAAAUUAUCACGGAAAGAAAGCUUAUUCAGGAUAUUAACUUUUUCUAGUAUCUUAAGACCCUUAGAAGCCCAAUUCUCAGGAGUGGCAACUGCUCUGGAUGAGGGUCAUUCUUGGGUCAUCAGACUCAUGGCUAUCGUUCUGUGGGCGGGAAAGCACCAUCAAAACAAGCUCCAUCAGAACAAACCUGUCAGCACUCUGAGCCUAGAGUCUUCUGGCCUAGUGCUGGAGUCUGUCUCCAAACCCUCUUUCCUAUGAGCUGGUCAAACCAAUGUCAAUAAACUUGAGAAAACCUUUGCGGUCAUGAAGGAGAAACCAAUUUGGGAGAAGUUAAUGGCCUAGGUGCGUGAGGGUGCUGGGGCUACCUGCCGAGUGUGUUUGUGAAGGCCUGUGUUUGGGAAUUCUGGUAGCUUGAUUUGGGAACAGGGAGGUUCUUUUCUGCAAAAGAAGUCAUGCCCCAGGGGCUUCUGUGUGUGUCAGUCACCUCUGAUGCCUUCCUAUGGUCACGGCCUUGAGAGACUUAGUCACUGGCCUGGAAAGGGAAAUACCAGCCAACUUCCUGUAACCUUUAUUGAAAACUAACCUUCAUUUACUUCGCCCUGAGAAAUCCGAAGCUGCUUCUGACCGAUAAGAAGAAAGGGGCGGAAGGAAAGUGGCCCUUAAAAUGGGGAUUGAGUGGUCUGCAAGAAUUAAGUGUAUCCCACCUCUGGUGGGGACAGUAUUUGCACACCCACCCCCUUCUAUCAAUAAUUUUUAUCGGUUCUAAAUUUAAACCAACCCAAACUGCCCUCCUCUGCUGCCUAACCUGCUGUCUGUCUCUACUCAGGGGCUUGGGUAGCAUCUCCUGAAAAUAAGACAUUUUGGUAAUUUCUCCUGUACAUUGAACAGCUACAGUCAUGACCACUGUGCCAUUUUGCUGUGGCGCCUGCCCUGGACUCAGCAUAUUGGAGCAGCCUGCACUGGCAACAGUGCUGGGGUGCUUGGGCCAGUGCCCGAGGGGAGCCAGGGUGUGUGUGUGUGUGUGUGUGUGUGUGUGUGUGUGUGUGUGUGUGUGUACAGACACUGUACGUAAUAAAAGAAGUUCAGACUUCAGGUGGCGGGGGGAAGUGCGGUAGGGGUGGAAGAGAAAUGGAGAGAAAGUAUGCCUUACUUUUUGAUAAGGCGAAAGGUGUUUUCUCUUCAGACUCUUAAAAUAUAUUAACAAAAUGUUUACUGAAUCCAUUGCUUUAUUUUAAAAAUAUGAUUUGUAUUUCCUAUUUGUAAACCAGAUGUUUUAGGGCAGUAAAAGAUUGUCCACGUGGUCUGUCUUGUUAUUUGAUGGGGCAGAGAUGGCCUUCCGUAGUCCCCACGAGAUUACUGCACGUUUCUGAGGAUUGUGACUAAGGCGUGGGAAAGGGCUGGAGGGGUGGCGGGUGGGGGCUAGAGGACCACAGAAGUGGUCCUGCGUUUACAUAGAUGUCACCGUUCUCGUGGGUUAGUUUUAAAAGACAAGAUUGUAAAGGUUACUGUCGGCCUACGUGGGUGACUGCAACUCAGCAUCCAACUCAUGACCCUGACCGCUUCUCGUAGUGUGUACACAUGAAGAAGGUUCGCUGAAUGUGACCGCUGAUGAGAGAGCCCACUGUUAUUUCUGGCUCUGCUUCAAAGGGUGGCUGAAGUGUUUGUUCUACAGUCACCCCAGCCACGCACCAGCUUGCUCAGGCUGGAGUCCAGUUUCCGCAUCUGCAGUUCUGUGUUACGAUUUUCCUUCUGACCUGUCCAACUUACUGCCAUCCUCUCCUUCCCAACCUAGUUCGCCUUCUGUAUCACUUGGAUAUGCUGCUACCAGUUUUCUGUACAUUUCUUGCCUAGAGAGUCACACUACCUGUGGCAUUCUGGCUCAUAUCUGUUGGCAAUUCUACUUUAAAUCAUCUGGGAACGGAGCCAAGUCUGGGCUGUUCAAGAAAUCUAAUAUUCAUAGUGUCUGCUAACUACUGUCCAUCAUCUCUUAGAUCCUGUGGGAUCUUGUCUUUAUUUAUCUGGAAUCACCUUUCUGUGAUGAUCCAAAUCAUCUUAUGCUUUCAUUUGCUCCUUUCUUGGGUACCAUGUGGAUCUCCACUCAAACGUUAUCUCUGUAAGAUCAUUGCUUUUCUUCCUGCUUCCUUACAAUAGUUGGUAAGGGAGAGACAGUUCUUAGCAUGGAGCUAUUUUUCUAGAUGUAGUAUUGUGGGGACGUGAGUGGAAGUGCUGCAGCCACGUUUGGCACCAUCAAGGAAGCCAGCCUGAGAAUGAAGCCAACACAGGUGGGUGGAGCCACAAGAAAUGGUGCUGAGAAAUGGAGCUGAAUCCUGAUCCAACCAUUCCUGAGGCCUGUAAUCCUCGUAACUUUCUCAUUUGGUGAGCCAAUGUUCUCUUGAUUGUUUAAGCUAGUUUAAGGUAGAUUUUACUCCUUUCACCAAGACAGCCUUAACUGAUAAUUUUCAAUGCAUUUAAGUAUCAACUUUAAGCUUCCAAUCCUGCCCUACAAGUUCCCUGCCUCCCUUUAUCUCUUCCUAACUUCACCAUACUGUAGUGACACUGAUCUUAGUAGUGAGCAAGACCGUCCCUUGCCUUCCAGACGCUGUGCAGUGCCUUAAAUACCUGAUGCAUAUCUUAAGACAUGAUACCUGGGCAUUCAAGUCCCAACUAAAAUCUUACCUCCUAUUUCCAGAUGAUGAAAGUUAUGCAUUCCCCACCCUUUCUGGAUGACAGUACUUGUUUUCUAAAAUUCUUAUCUCUUAAGGUGUUCACUUGUUGGCUUGUUUAUUGCCUGUUUCCUUGACGACAAUGUAAGGGUCACGGGAGCAGGGUCAUUCAUUUCUCUUUCCCAAGUGUCUGGUGUGCGGUAAGUGUUCAAUAAAUACCUGUUGAAAGAAUAAAUGGGCUCUCCAGUCCACACUCGGUGUGUGAGGGCUCAGCCAAUGGGGAGCCCCGCGGGGUUGUUUGGAGGGCGACUGCUCUAGUGCGUUAUCCUUGGGGUUCCUUUUCAUUGUUAUGCAGCUGUUUCUUCUAUGCUGCCUGUUUUUUGUGUUUUUUUUUUUGCCUCUGCUUCCUCAAGAAUCUGUUUCUUAGGAAGAAAACUAGAAAGGGUCCUGACGUUCAGUUAUGAACUCAGAAUCUUAUAGGUGGGGAAGGAGAGGAGGAAGAUUUGACUUCAAGGGAAAUGGACAAGUGACACGAGGAGCCGGAGGCAGCCAGGUUUGCCUGGGUUUGGGGCUGUCCUACUCACUGUGGUGUGUUUGAUCAGCAAAAA
This is a messenger RNA of Hipposideros armiger (great roundleaf bat), 5547 nucleotides long. It is a transcript of the gene FLVCR2, whose product is annotated as FLVCR choline and putative heme transporter 2. The record is from RefSeq and is a predicted model, not a curated record. The coding region runs from base 391 to 1953 and encodes 520 amino acids. Gene Ontology annotation, cellular component: membrane. The transcript is spliced from 10 exons. Gene Ontology annotation, molecular function: heme transmembrane transporter activity; heme binding. Gene Ontology annotation, biological process: heme export; transmembrane transport. NCBI's taxonomy places the organism in Eukaryota, Metazoa, Chordata, Mammalia, Chiroptera, Hipposideridae.